Messenger RNA from Saccostrea echinata, 2185 nucleotides. RefSeq names its product mucin-2-like. Bases 1 to 1962 code for a protein of 653 amino acids. The transcript has 12 exons. The record is from RefSeq and is a predicted model, not a curated record. Lineage: Eukaryota; Metazoa; Mollusca; Bivalvia; Ostreida; Ostreidae.
AUGGAUUCAUCAUGGGAAUUUCAGUUACGCAAUUCAGCGGCCAAUCAAGAAGCCAACCCAGUGAACACUAAACUCGGUCAUUUGCCUCGUCUAAUCAGCCUUUGCAAGCUCACUCAACACCAGACAAAACAAUCAGGAUACGUAUUCCAUCUGUCGCUUGUUGUCAGUGUUGGGUCCAGAAACUGUGGUCACUUCUUGAAACUCCAGGGGACAGAUUGCGUUGAUCAUCUCAAAAGCUUGUCCGCAUCAACGACAAAUGAACCAAUAUCUACGACAAAUAAACCCAAAAGAACAUUUUUAAAAUGCUUAACGUGUAAUGAUGUUGACACCGUGGAUGCUUGCAUAGAAGAGAGAGCUUGUGCUCCAGGCCAGUUCUGCUUCCUUGACAAAUACUCUGUAUUUGUUAGAGAUUUUGAGGGAAAUGAUAAGGAAAUUUUCAAAUACAAUGCAGGAUGUCGUAGCACUUCGAUAUGUCAUAUUACACAAUGCAAAGAAAAAGAGAGCGGAUUCAGUUACAAUGGUAGUAACCAUACUUUGAGAUCGAAGAGAGCCAUAACACCGAUCCACUGUACACAGUGUUGUAAGACAGACCGAUGUAAUCUGGAUCUUUGUGACUUUAAGUCAACCGGUUCCGAUGCUGUUAGAUGUUACUCUUGUUCAGACAUCAGACACCCUAAAGACUGUAAAGAUGUUAUCUUCUGUCAGCCAAAUGAGAAAUGCUUAAUCACAAGAGAAAUACGCAUAAACCCUGACGAUUCUCUUAGUCCUGUGUAUCAGCAGCGAUGCGAACGGAAACAGCUGUGCAAGGCUGUUCAUGAACACAAUAUCAUUCCAACCACUACCACCACAACCGUCGCUACAACAACUGAAGAACCACAUAAUACCACCAUCUCUACCACCAUUCCAACCACUACCACCACAACAAAAGUCGUUGAACUGACACCUCCUCCCUCCAUUUUUAGGUCACUCGCGCGUUAUCGUCGUAGUCACAACCUGAUACAGAUAGGAGCAGAGUGUUGCGAUGAUGAUUACUGUAAUACGUUUGAAAUUGGUGGACCAGUUCACACUCCAGAAGAAUUAAUCUCACUGCCCGAUAGUUACGUAUGUCCAACAACCACUACACCAUUCAUAAAUUUUACCUUGCCAAUGACAACAACAACAACCACUCUGCCGACUACAGAAUCUACAACACCGAAACCUACAACACCUCUAAAAUCAACUCCUUCAACAAAGACAACAAUCACAACGACAGCAACUACAGCAUCGACAUCAAGCACAACAUCAACAACAACAUCGACACCAGCCACAACACCGACUACAGUACCAACAACAACAGCAAGCACAACAUCAACAGAAUUGACAACCGAAUCGCAAACUACAUCAACAACACAAACUACUGUAACAUCACCACCACCAAUACCAUCAACUGAAACAUCAACAGUUACAACAACACUGACAACAGCAACAACAAAACCGACGACAACGACAACAAUACCGACGACAACAACAACACCUACCACAACACCCACCACCACCACAACAACACCAACCACAACAACGACAACACCCACCACAACAACAACAACACCCACCACAACAACGACAACACCCACCACAACAACUCCAAAAGCACCAACUUCCUGUUAUUUGUGCAAUGGCAUGCCCAUCUACAUUUGUGAACAAUUCUCCACCCCUCUACAGUGUGAUACAAGUGAUCAACAAUACUGCUUGAAUAUUCUCGUCAACAACAGAGACGGAUCACGGACACUAGACAGAAAAUGUGCGACAAAAGAUGAGUGUAAAACUAAGUGGUGGGACCAGACCUCGGACAGGCAAGAGUGUUCCGGAUAUGAUCCCACAAGUUAUACCGCGCAAUAUUUCACCUGCACAUUUUGUUGUUCAUCUAGCCAGUGUAACAAAAAUAUAGUCCCAGAUAAUCUGUAUGUGCCAGACCAGCAGUAACAAAAAUACAAAAUAUACAUUUUUAAUGUGAUAGAAGUGGUGCAGGAAGAAAGUAAAAUCAAAAUAACUGUACAUAUAUAUCAUACUGAUGAACAAAAUGUGUUUUAUUAAAUAUAAUCACAUGGCUAUUUUAAACAGAUCCCAUUCUUUCAGUUUUACUUGUUUGAAUGUGAGGACAUUCCAGGCACAUUGUAGGUAUGUUGAAAUAGAUCAAACAAAUUGC